Messenger RNA from Athene cunicularia (burrowing owl), 3462 nucleotides. RefSeq names its product vascular cell adhesion molecule 1 (gene VCAM1). The coding region runs from base 126 to 2018 and encodes 630 amino acids. The transcript has 8 exons. Gene Ontology annotation, molecular function: integrin binding. Gene Ontology annotation, biological process: cell-cell adhesion. Lineage: Eukaryota; Metazoa; Chordata; Aves; Strigiformes; Strigidae. The record is from RefSeq and is a predicted model, not a curated record. Gene Ontology annotation, cellular component: membrane.
AAGAGCACACUGGAGCUAUUCUAAUAAACUGUUGCAGAGCGGCAGGAUCUCAUUGUGCUUCUUCACAGAAAAUAGAAAGCAAGGCUUUUGAUUUCACUUUCUUUACCUAGUAACAGUAAUUGCAAAUGUUAGAACAGAUGAGAAGAACAAGUCAAGCUGUGCUAAUAAUUUUGUAUGUGUUAAUGACUGUUAAAGCUUUUGAAAUGGAGAUUAUACCUGCUAACAGAAUCGUUGCACAGAUUGGAGAAACACUUAUACUCACAUGCAAUGCUACCGGCUGUGCAUCACCAAGUUUUUCCUGGAGAACACAGAUGGACAACCCCCUUGGAGGAACAGUGAACAAUCAUAUGACAUACUCUACCUUGACUAUGAAUCCAGUUAGUAUUGUGAAUUCUCAUGAUUAUCUGUGUACUGUCUUCUGUGGUGACAAAGGGAAAAAAGAGAAGAGUAUCAAAGUUGAACUUUACUCUUUCCCCAGUGAUCCUAUCAUUGAGAUCAGCCCAUCCUUGGUUGCUGGAGAACCAGUCACUGUCACCUGUAAAAUUCCUGAUGUGUAUCCUUCUCAUCGCCUGGAAGUACUCCUAAAGAAAGAGGAACAUGUUCUUCAUGAGAAAGAGUUUUAUGAAGAUGACAGCACAAAUACAGAGACCAAAACUGUGACAUAUUCAUUUAAUCCUACAGCUGAAGAUAUUGGGAAAGACAUUACCUGUGUGGCAAAGUUACCAAUUCCUACUAUGGACUUUGAACCCAAAGAAAGAGUAACUUCUCAGAAAUUGAAUGCAAACUUUGGUCCACAAAAUACAAUCAUUAGUGCAUCUCCAGGCAACUUGGCAAUGGAAGGAGAUCCUUUAAAACUGACUUGUGUGACUGAGAGUAAUCCAGCCCCACAAAUAUUUUGGAGAAAACAUCUAGCAGAUGAAAGCAAUCGGCAUCUGAUAGAAAACAAUGUCCUUUCUAUUCCCCAUGCUCGUUUCACUGAUUCAGGACUGUACAUCUGUGAAGUAAUUAAUCCGGUAACUAAUAUAACAGAGGAAGCAACUGUGGACAUUGUUAUACAAGGUGCUCCAAACAUUGCAAAAAUCUCUGUUAAACCUUCUACAACCGUUCAAGAAGGAGAAAAUGUUUCCAUACAAUGUUCUGCUGAGAGUAACCCUCCACCCAAGAUUAUUUUAAGAAGAAAAUCUGACAAUGCAGACAUGGGGCCUUACAGCGAGGGGAGGAUUCUCCUUCCAUCUGUGACAUUCCUAAAUGGAGGAGACUAUGAAUGUGUAGCAGAAAAUAAGUUUGGGAAAAGUAAAAGUGAAAUAACACUUAAUGUGAAAUAUGGACCAAAGAAUACAACUAUCUCUGUUAUCCCUGCUACUGCUGUUAAAGAAGGAGAAACUGUGAUGAUGAAAUGUACUAGUUCUGGAAAUCCAGCUCCUGUGAUCUCUUGGAAGAAAAAGAAGGCCACUGGGGAGUCUGAGAAAAUUUCUGAAGGUGCAACUUUAACUAUACAGAAAAUAAAAAGUCAAGAUCUGGAGCUUUAUGAAUGUGAAGCUUAUAAUCAAUUUGGCAAAGAAGAAAAAUCUGUGAAAUUACUUGUUCAAGUUCCUCCCCAAAACAUUACUGUCUUAAUAUAUCCAUCAGAAAAUGUUAAAGAAGGAGAAAACGUCACUAUUACAUGUAGCACAUACAGUAACCCACCAUCACAGAUGGUCCUGAAAAAAGCCCAUCAGGAGAAAGAAAUUAUUCUCCCAUCAGUGAAUGGAACGUUUAUACUCUACAAUGUCACCAAAAAUGAUACAGGCAGAUACUUGCUUGAUGUUUUCAAUGAGGUUGGAAACAACAUCAAAGUGAUUGAGAUAGCUGUUGUAGGAAGAUUGGAAAAACCAGAUCAAAUGAUACCAGUGAUUAUUGCAUUCUCCUGUGUAACAGCUAUAGCAGUACCCGUAGUUGCAAUUUUGAUCUACGUGUUCAGAAAGGCAAAGAUAAAUGGAUCCUACAGUCUUGUAAAAGCACUCAGGCUGAAAGUGUGAUCGCAUGAAUAUAAGUCUGUGUUCAUAAUAAGCAAUGAUAUUUAUUGUUGUGACUGGUUCUAUUCUUCUGUAACAUAUGGUAACAAACAAGUGACUUAAGAACACCACCAUGUGAUAGCAAGUGGAUUUUUUUUCAUGUUUUGGGGAAAGCUAGCAUCCUGUCCUAGAAACUGGUAAAUGACUUCUGUGUUGAAGCAUGCUGAACAAAGAGUUCAUUGGAGAACUAGGUUUGUACAUAGUGUAUAAUUUGUGUUAUAAAUAUGUUCAACUGAGUAUCAGUUUGUAAAAUUACUGCAACUGUACAGAGAAAUGUUAAUUCAGAGAUAUAUAUCAGCCUUACUUGAGCUGAUCAGAUGAUAAUAUUUUAUUUUGUAUUACUCUACAGAGUGAAUGUUUUUAUUAUAAUUUUUCUGCUUGUGGGUAAUGUUUGGAAAAAUGUUCUCUUUUCACUCAUAUUGUCAUAAACUCUGUACCUUCAAUGAAGUUACACAAUCACCAGGCUAUGCAUUUCUCAUUAAUUUAAAUUAAUUUAAGAUCUCAAGGCUCAUUUGUGAAACAUUUUAUUUUAAAUAUUAUAGAGAAAGCGUCUGGGAUUAUAGUCUAGUCUCAGAACAGCUGAGAUGUUUUUGUAGGGUUUAAUCAUUCUCAAAUCAAUGUCAGAAUUCCGUUAUUUCAUGAUGAGCCAAAGCAGACCCUUUGUUUAGAAUAUAAACUGCUGAUAAAUAUGCUUUAUAGGUUUCCACUGCAAAACAAAACCAACACUAAGUUUCUUUGACUAAAUCCCCCUAGUGAUUUUUAUUUAAGAUUAUGUCAGAAUACAUGUUCCUCUGGAAAGAACCAGUGAAAAUUACCCUUAGCAACAGCAGAUUUGAGUGUCAUGGGAAGCCCUAGCUCUAAAGGCAUAAGGCAGGCAGUGACCUAAAGGCAUAGACAAGGGGGAGAGGCAAAAUCUAUGCAGCCUUAGCAAAGAUGUCUCAGUUCUUUCCUGAAGAAAAGCCCUUCCCAAGCUGUGCACUGUGCAAAACUAAACCACUUGCCUGACAACUUUCCUUUUAACAGACAAGCGGUGCCUGCAUGCUUCACCCUGGUUAGCACUUUUUUUCACUGCACCCUCUCUCCAGUGUUGGCAAAAUAGCUGUGAAAAUAGUGGACUUUUUGUGCAGAGGCAAAGAUGAGGGGGAAGGAGAGGUGGAGCUUGAUCCUAUUCUCCCUUACAUCCCUUCUCCUGGCUAGCAAUGCUGCUUUGACUCAUCUGGUUGGUGAUGUUCAGCACUGAAGCCAAGGUUGUGGGAGGUGCAAGCACUGUGGCAGAGAUGCUGAAGUGCAUCUAGUCUCAGCAGCCCUGAGCACAGGAGCUGGGCUUGGCUCCCACAAACUUUCAUACACAAGGUAAAGCACAAGGUCAAGAAGAUAAACGUGAAAAGAGUUUCUUUACAUUAUACAA